This is a messenger RNA of Conger conger (European conger), 3020 nucleotides long. Its product is annotated as amine oxidase [flavin-containing]-like. NCBI's taxonomy places the organism in Eukaryota, Metazoa, Chordata, Actinopteri, Anguilliformes, Congridae. Bases 57 to 1625 code for a protein of 522 amino acids. Gene Ontology annotation, molecular function: oxidoreductase activity. The record is from RefSeq and is a predicted model, not a curated record. The transcript is spliced from 15 exons.
GAGUGAGCGAGCGAGCGAGCAAACAGCGGACUGGGAAGUGAAAGGGAGUACAAAAAAUGACUACGAACCAUUACGACGUAAUUGUCAUCGGAGCAGGCAUCUCAGGACUGUCUGCUGCCAAGCUGUUGUUGGAGUCAGGCCUGAGCCCUGUGGUUCUUGAGGCUCGGGACCGUGUAGGGGGAAGAACCUUUACAGUGCGGAAUAAGGAGACAAAUUAUGUAGACCUGGGGGGAGCUUACAUCGGCCCCACCCAGAACCGGAUCUUGCGGCUGGCCAAGGAGUUUGGAGUGGAAACAUACAAGGUGAACGAAGAGGAGAAUCUGGUGCACCAUGUUAAGGGGAAAUCUUAUGCAUUCAAGGGGCCUUUCCCACCCAUGUGGAACCCUCUGGCCUUAAUGGACUACAACAACCUAUGGAGGAAGAUGGAUGAAAUGGGAAUGGAGAUUCCACGAGAAGCCCCUUGGAAGGCUCCCCAUGCGGAAGAAUGGGAUCAGAUGACCAUGAAGCAGCUCUUCGACAAGCUAUGUUGGACAUGUGGUGCCCGCCGGUUCGCCACUCUCUUUGUCAAUGUGAAUGUAACAUCUGAACCGCAUGAGGUAUCCGCUCUCUGGUUCCUGUGGUACAUCAAGCAGUGCGGUGGCACCAUGAGGAUCUUCUCCACCUCCAAUGGAGGACAGGAGCGGAAAUUUGUGGGUGGGUCGGGGCAGAUCAGCGAGCACAUGGCCAGGAGGCUUGGAGACAGGGUAAAGCUGGAGAGAGCGGUCUACAGCAUAGACCAGACUGGCGACGGCGUGGUGGUCAAGACACUCAACCAGGAGACGUACCAAGCCAAAUAUAUCAUCAUUGCCACAGCACCGGGGCUGAACCUAAAAAUGCACUUCAACCCCCCACUACCGCCCAUGAGGAAUCAGCUUAUCCAUCGUGUUCCUGUUGGCUCUGUCAUCAAGUGCAUGGUCUACUACAAGGAGAACUUUUGGAGGAAAAAAGGUUACUGUGGAAGCAUGGUGAUUGAAGAGGAAGAGUCUCCCAUUGGCCUGACCCUGGAUGACACCAAACCUGAUGGAAACUUUCCUGCAAUCAUGGGUUUCAUCCUCUCCAGAAAGGCCAGGAAGCUAGUAUCACUGACUAAGGAACAAAGGAAAAGGAUGAUCUGUGAGAUUUACGCACGGGUCCUGGAAACAGAGGAGGCCUUGCACCCUGCACAUUAUGAGGAGAAGAACUGGUGUGAAGAACAGUACUCUGGGGGCUGCUACACUGCAUACUAUCCCCCCGGCAUCCUCACACAGUACGGAAAGGUUCUGCGGGAGCCAUUGGGUAAACUGUACUUUGCAGGCACUGAGACAGCUACUGAGUGGAGCGGGUACAUGGAAGGGGCAGUGCAGGCGGGCGAGAGGGCUGCCCGAGAGAUUCUCUAUACAAUGGGCCAAAUCAGCCAGGCUGAAGUCUGGCAAACAGAGCCCGAGUCGCUGGAUGUCCCAGCACUACCCUUUGUCACCUCAUUUUGGGAGAGGAAUCUGCCAUCUGUCCCAGGGUUUUUGAAGUUCAUGAGUCUGACCUCCUUCCUAGCAGUGGCCACUGUGUUUGGCUUCAUGGCCCACAAGAAAGGCCUCCUUCUCCGGAUCUGAAAGUUGCACCCAUCUACUGCUGACCUUCACCAGCAAGACUCUGCCUUCCCCUUACAAUCUCCUUAUCAGUUAUAAAGCUGGCUGGGAAGGGGAAAGAUUAAGACCUACUGUACAUUAAUCAUAACAGCCUACAGGAAACAAGCACAUCCGUAGCUCCACAAUGUUAGGUCACACUUAGGAUACAUUCAUCAUUGCAGAAGUUGUUCAGAAAAGGAAACUUUGUGCAAGUAAGAAAGGGUUUCGCAUCAAAUGAAUCAAAUCUACCGAACUGAACCAAUGAGGGACUAAUGUGAAUAGGCCAGGCCAGAAUCAUUCCAUCCACUGUCUGUAUUUUACAAAAUGCAACUUAAAUCGACUAUUCAAACAAUUGUAAUGCACUACUCACAAGUCAGUGAUUCACUAUUCCAAUCCUAUCCAUUUUAGGUGCUGUAUUCUUGUGUGACUGACAUGACAAGUCAUGAGGCAAUAAGGUGCAACAUAUCUGAGAAAUUCUUAUACUAUGUCUAUGUUCGUGAAGACUGGAAAAAUGAAAACACAUUUUCUCCUCUCAAUGAUGCUUUAUAUUGGUGAAGCAAAUUAUACUGUAUUUAAAGUCUUAGUUUCAUGGCUGAUGCUAAUGAAAGCAUUUUGAAUGUAAUAACUGAUAUAUUUGAUCAAAUCUUUGCAUAGUACUACCUACACUUGAAUAUGUAUUUAAAUGUAUUUUAUUGUAUGAAUACAAAUAUGUCAAUGUUGGCUCUUUAUAAAAGUAUAUAAUUCGCACCUGUGACAUCAGAAACCACAGAUUGAAAUAGAUUUUUACUUUCCUUUAAAAUAGCGUUUCCUGUAAUUAAACUCUCAAAUUUGACUCUCGGGUGCAUUUCCCGAGCAAUGACAAAAGUCACUGCUUAACCACCACAGCACGAUGGAGCAUUAUAGAAACUACCAACAUAGCCACGGACCUCAAAACCAUAGUGUAUAGGUUGCAAAUGGGCCCCACCAUUGUUAGACUACAAUGCUUUUAGGAAGUGCUCCCCUGGUCAGGAGUGGACAUUAGGAUGCAGAGUUAUUUUCUCACCAGUAGAUGGCGCAUAGUCCAUUCACACUCUUCAAAUCCUGCCAAAUGGCAUUUUCUGCCGCACACCAUUACGUCAUUGUUAUUGCGGUGGAAAUGGUGGAAAUAAGGGGAAGUAUUUGUCCAUGAUUUAUUUUUCAGUGCAACAUACAAGCUUUUUGUAUUGGUGAUUUGUUUUACAUUUUGUAUCAGAUAAUGCUAUUAAGCUAGAUAAUGCAAUUAAAAUAAUUAUACAUAAUUCUGGUCUAUGAAAAGGGAACUCAAAAUGCAAAUAAUUCAGCUCUGUUGUCCUGUUGUUAUGCUGUUGUGUUAUAAAAAAUAAAAGAUUUUCCCAUCAAAAA